This is a messenger RNA of Symsagittifera roscoffensis, 3290 nucleotides long. Its product is annotated as choline O-acetyltransferase-like. The record is from RefSeq and is a predicted model, not a curated record. NCBI's taxonomy places the organism in Eukaryota, Metazoa, Xenacoelomorpha, Acoela, Convolutidae. Gene Ontology annotation, molecular function: choline O-acetyltransferase activity. Gene Ontology annotation, cellular component: cytoplasm; neuron projection. Gene Ontology annotation, biological process: acetylcholine biosynthetic process; neuromuscular synaptic transmission.
GAAUGAGUGCGUGGGUGGCAGCCUAAUCUUAUGAGUGGCGAGACAGACACCACACUUCACUGUGAAGAUGGGAUGGAACAUGGUGUGGGGGGUGUCGACUUCUUUGAGGGGGGGCACUUCCGCAGCGAGGCACAGCAGUGGCACGUCUACCAAACAUACAACCAGAUGCUUAGCAGAUGUGUGUUUGCUUUUUGGCCACUCGCCUGUCGUGGUUGUUUCCAGUUGGGCCCAGUCCAACACUCGCAGAUGUAGAAUGACACUGACUUGCCUCUCGUCAUCAUCACUAGCUCCUACUGCACCCCUACCCCUCCUCCUCCUCCUCCCCCCUCCCUUUGCCCGCCCCAGUCCCAGUAGCCGCAGCAGUAGCCUACUAGACUGCUCCCUCGGAACACAACAAGCAGCACAGAUGCUUCUGCUGCACAGGAAUCGCUCACUCCUUAUUGCCUGUCGCACAAUCACCUCUAGUUGUAGUCAACUCACCCCUUACGCCAUCUCACCCGUGAGAUGUGCACUUAGCCUAAAGAGAAGUGCUAAGCGCAGCAGUAGUUCCAAUCAGUGGAAUGAUGCUAAUCGAACUGUCGAGGAGUGGAGCACUUCUCGGCACAGAUCACCCGCAGACUACAACCUCAACAUUCAAAAACAACCGAUGCCAGAUCUAACUGAGGCUCUGCAGGAUUUCCUGGACAAAUGCAAAGUAGUGAUGACUCCUGGGGAUUAUGAGAGACUGGAAAGUCUGGCAUGUGAGUUUGUGAAGUCGGGCAGGGGACCCAAUCUGUACGAGUGGUUCCGAGACGAAACCAGAGAUCACACUAACUGGAGUUUCAAGUACUGGCUGCGUGACAUGUACUUGCGGAACCAGAGUUCCCUGCCACUCAUGUCCAAUGCUGCCAUCUUUGUGGAACAGAACAACUACAAAGACAAAGAUCAAUGGCUCAGAUACGUGGCAAAGUUUGUGGUGCUUCUUCUGAACGUGCGAAUGCAGAUUAUUACAAAAACACUUCCAGUUGAGUACGUGCGAGCUCUCAUCCCCCCCGAAGGAGAUAAAGAGUCAGAGAGUGCACAGAGUGCUUCGGAGGAGAACAACAGUGCAGAGAGGGUGGAAGAAGAAAAGGAGAAGGGGAAGAUGCAGCCCCUGUGCAUGGACCAGUACACGGCAGCUGUGAGCAGCUACAGGAGGAGUGGGGCUGAGAUGGACACACACAUCAGAUACUCACUCAACCUGGAUGAGAACGAACCCACACACAUCAUUGUCGCACACAGGGGCCAGUGUUCGCCCUGAAAGUGGGCUGCAGUGGAGGAAGAGCAAUAGACGAACAGUCUCUGUUUGAGUCUCUCCAGAGGAUAGAGUCACACCAGCUGUCUCCUCCUCCUCCUCCUCCUCCUCCUCCUCCUCCUUCUGUUGCCGAUGAUGAUGAUGAUGCUCAGGUGGGGAUUGGAACUGCAGCGCACAGGAAAGACUGGUUUGAGCUGUCCCAGAAACUCUGCCAAAGCAAAGUGAAUAGAAAAAACCUGAACAUAAUCGAGUCCAGUUUCGCGCUGGUUUGUCUCGACACAGAAGAACCUUCAUCAGGCCAGAUUGGAACAGGGGUCAACAGAGGUCACAGUGAGAGCACUUUGAGACAGUUGCUGUUGGGAGGAGGGGACAAAAAUGUUGCCAACAGGUGGUACGACAAAGCACUACAGAUAAUAAGCAGUUCAAAUGGACUGUUCGGAGUGAACAUGGAACACUCGAUUGCGGAGGGGGUUGUGUGGCUGCGGGUCAUCCGAAUCAUCCAGCAGAUGAUCAAAGAUGAAGAGAGUGGAAGGAUGUCUUCAUCAGAUGACAGGUGGAAGUCCAAUGAGAUCCUGGGGUGUCCGAAGCCUCUCAUUUGGGACGUGGACUGCGAAGCCAGGGAGAAGCUACACGACAUAAAGACCAAGUUCCGCAGCCAAUCUUCCGAUGUCAAAAUGGAUCACAUCAAUUUGUUUGACCUGACCAAAGGAAUGAUCAAAAGAGCCAACAUCAAUCCAGACAUAUUCGUUCAGAUCAUGUUGCAACUUGCUUAUUACAGGACGCAUAAUUCACUGUGUCACUCUUACGAGAGUGCGUCACUACGGCGCUACGACAGAGGCAGAGCCGACAACAUCCGCUCGAACAGCGCAUCCACUCGGAGACUAAUCGAAGCCCUGACGAGUAGAAACUACCCCGAAAGAGUCACUGAUACUCGCAAACUACUGUAUGAGGCUUGUGAUGUCCAGCAGAAACAGAUAGACUCGGUGAUUCGAGGUCAAGGUGCCGAUAUGCUUCUGCAGUGCCUGAAAGACUUCUGUAGAGAGAAAAAUGUGGAGGAUGCAUUUCUCCAGUCGGAAGAGCUCGCUUCAACAUUCGACUUCAGACUCACAACCAGCCAAAUGAGUUCUGGCAAGUCGGAGCAGUUCGCGUACUAUGGCCCAGUGAGCCGGGAUGGAUACGGAGUGUGCUACAAUCUGCACGACGACCUCAUCAGUCUAGUGGUUUCCUCUCUCAAUUCUUCUCCCCAUUCACAGCAACAGCAAUUUGUAGAAGAAAUUCACAACGCCAAGAGAGCAUUGAAGCAACUGGCUUGUAUCCAGUAGCCUUUCUUCGACUACAACAACCGAAUAUCCAAAACCAUGAGAGCCAAUCAGACUUCAGUAUAAAAACUAACGAGAAGAGAGCAGACCUAUCAGCCAGCUUAAGAUAGUUUGGGGGACGUUGAGUGGUUGAAAGUUUUCGUGCACUUGGCUUCACUGUCAGUGAGAAUAUCUCCCAUAAAUGUAAAUUAACAGGGUCAGGUCAAAGGAUUUAUGGAAAAAUCUCCUUGUGAUUAUUACCCAAAUAGUGCUACAUAAAUAGUGAUAUAUAACAAUAGGUGGCAAAUACAACUCACAUAUAACUCAAUAGAGAAAACUUCACUUCGGUUCCCAUCGGAUUCUAACCCGUGUAUCUGUAUCUGGGUCACGAGUCAGACGAGAGAGGAGAAUAUCAAUGAGCCAUUCCAUUUCUAUUCAUGCGUAUCUUCCUUUUUCAAUUAACAUUUUGCUUCUUUCGGAUUAAACAUUAAAAUUGCACUUGCUAACGCAUCUAACUUAAGAACCAGAGGCCCGGGUUCAAAUCUAGCAAGGCACUUAAGUUUCGUAAAGGUUAGAAAGUUAACCUGAUAAUUAUUGAUUGACAUGUAUUAUUCAGAGUUGUAUUGUGUUGCAAUUAUGAAGUUCUAAAAAUGGCAAUUGACUCUAACUUACCAUUUCCUUGAUUUAAUAUAUGAAUUUCAUUAUUUACCACGUAUAUG